Messenger RNA from Pseudophryne corroboree (corroboree frog), 5544 nucleotides. It is a transcript of the gene C11H19orf12, whose product is annotated as chromosome 11 C19orf12 homolog. Lineage: Eukaryota; Metazoa; Chordata; Amphibia; Anura; Myobatrachidae. The record is from RefSeq and is a predicted model, not a curated record. The coding region runs from base 225 to 650 and encodes 141 amino acids. The transcript has 3 exons.
GGGCGCGUCACACGGGAAACGAGAAAGCGAAACCCCACAGCUGCUGGCGGAACUCACACUCCGGGACUGCGAUGCGCAUGCGCAGUGCUGAGCGGUCCCGGCCGGUAACAUCAUAUGUACGCUCCGAGCCCUAACGUCAUUAGCAACUGACCCGCUGAGAGCCACGCCCAUAAGAUGACCGCCAAUAGAAUCCUGACAGCGGUGCCCGCCCCUUUGAGGAGAAGAUGCCGGUCUACCUGGAGGACAUCAUGCACCUCUUGUGCCACAUUUCUGACAAGCAGAAGAUGAAAGCUGCCGUGAAACACUCUGCGCGGGGGGCCGUGGUCGCCGGGGCCGGAGCCUUCCUUGGCGGAUUAGUGGGAGGACCUUUCGGGAUAGCAGCAGGAGGCGCAGUGGGGGGAAUGAUGGGAGCCUGGAUGUCCAGCGGACAGUUUAAGCCUAUUCCUCAGAUUCUCCUGGAGCUGCCGUCCGUGCAACAACAGCAACUCUGUGACGACGUCUAUGCCAUCAUACGUAGCCUGCACUGGACUGACGCCACACAUCUUGUCAUGCUUGUAACGGGCAAUGCCGCUUUACAGCAGCAGGUGGCAGCAGCGCUCAUAGGCUUUAUGACUAGUCAGCUGAAAUCAGAAAUUCAGUAUGGAGACUAGACUAAUCCCCAUCUCAUUACUGCAUAUUUACUAGGUGCGGACGCUCUAGCUGCUGGACACAGGGAUGUUUUAGGAGAACAUACUCAAGGCCGACUGAUGUCCCAGUAAAGUGUUAUUUACACGAAAGCUGCUAUAGAAAACUUAGAAAAGAAAUUGACCCUUUAAUAAACUGGGGCCUUACUAAUUACUUAACACUAACACUUGUUUCACCCAGUGCACUUACCCCUCCAGCCCCCCACCUUCCGCACUUACUUGCCCUGCCACACGUAGAUGCUGUGUCCAGUGCAGAGUAGCCAAACAAAAACAAAACAAAACAAAAAAAAAAUAUAUAUAUAUAUAUAUAUAUAUAUAUAUAUAUAUAUAUAUAUAUAUUCUGUAUAACUGACAAAUUAAGAAAGUGCAAUUAAUUUAUAACUCUUGGACACUGUACGCAUCAAUCUCUGCCUUCGUUGAAUCUCUAGAAUUUAUAUUGUUUGUAAGAUUUCUUAUUAAAGACAUCUGAAUAUAGCCUGGUAAGGAAAAUGUAAUCUUCAGUGAAAAAUAAAAAGUUUUGAGAAAAAAACAAACAAAAAAAUAACCCCCCAAAACUUUGUUUUGAAGUUCACCUUUUAUCUGCAACGUGGAUACGGCGGUCAUGUUGUGGAAUGGUGCCCAAUGUCGUCAUUGAGGCAAUAAUUUGAUUGGCUCAUAGAGAAAAGAUGUCAGGGUUUCUUCUGCAGCAAGUCAAAGGCUAUUGGUUGUGACUUUCCUCUAGGAAGUCACUGAUUGGUUCUCAGAUAACUCUUAGGAGGCAUUCUCAGAGUAUUGCUUUGUCCACAAAAUGGCUGCCUCCAGAGGGGGACUAAGACCCCAUUGAGCCUUUAAUAACAAACUAGUGUGAGCCCGUCUCCCCGCCUCCAUUUCUCAGGAAAAUAAAAUGCCCUAAAAAUGAUUUCCUAUAGUCCUGGUCCCUCGGUGCCCACUGGGCCCUAACCAGAAGCCCAGGUUGCAGAAUACAUGUGGUAGCUAUGGCUGCCACCACUGUAAGCAUUAUUUUGGUUGCCUUUCACUAGCACCACUUGUUAACACAGGCUCAAGUUCUUACAUGAAGUAUAGAUAUAAUACAUGUUCAUUGGCCAAAUGCUGUCAACAAUAUUCUGCCAUACAUUAUGGCCUGUGGGGGGUAGGUUAUGGCUGGUGAGGGCCACAAGAACAUUCUUGUUGGGCUGCCACUGGCCUGCAGGGCUAUCUCUGGAGAGGGGUGCAGGGUAAGGCGAGCCCUGAGCGGGGGAUUUUGUGCUUCUGCUGACACACCCUUCAUCUGACUACACCUAUAGUGAGGGGCAGAUUGGUAUCGUGGGUCCAUAUCUGCUAAACAGAUAUCUUCCUUUUGUUUUUAAAUCACUGGGAAAUUGUAUUUCCCAAACUGCAUCACUGACACAACCGCGUGUUCUUGGUGAUCAGUCCGGGAGAACCCGUCGCCAGGACCUGUUUAUGAGAUUUGUGUUUUAUCAUGUUUUUAUUUUUUAACUACUUUGUGCUAUGUGCACUUUGUUCUCCUAUGUAGGUAGCACAAUACAUAUUGACAUCCCCCAUCCCAGCCUCCCAGAAGCCAAUUCACUCUGGAUAAAUCACCUCAUCGUUAGCGCCGCUUAUGAGCGAUUGUGUCUGUCCAUCCAGGUGUUCUCCAGCCCAUGUGCUAGGAGAGAGGUGAGGCUUGGGGAGAGCGAGCUGUGUACUCUGACAGCCGGAACUGCCUUGUGUUCACACUCCCAGGCCUGAGCGACUAUAACACUCAAACCCCCAGCUUGUUAAAAUUCACGUAAACCAUUUAAAAGACCCAGCCUUGUUUUACAUCCAUCUGCUCUUACACACCGCGCCUUUUCCUGUCUGUGUACACACGGCGAGAUAAAUCCUUUCAAUUUUCACUAUAUAGUCAAAAUCGCUAGGAAAGUUAGUGUAAAUCGCAAGGUGUUAGCCACCUUGUGAUACUGAUUCGAUCCUGAUGUGCGCUCCCGCGGGGUCGGUAUCGCAAGGCUAGAUAGACUGUGCAGGCAAGUCACUUUUGACUGUCUAGUACUAAAGUAUACUCAAAAUCGAACAUAGCCAAUAUCGCACAUAGCCAAUAUCGCGUAGUCCAUAUCGCACAUAGCCAAUAUCGCGUAGUCCAUAUCGCACAUAGCCAAUAUCGCGUAGUCCAAAUCGCACAUAGCCAAUAUCGCACAUAGCCAAUAUCGCGUAGUCCAAAUCGCACAUAGCCAAUAUCGCACAUAGCCAAUAUCGCGUAGUCCAUAUCGCACAUAGCCAAUAUCGCACAUAGCCAAUAUCGCGUAGUCCAAAUCGCACAUAGCCAAUAUCGCGUAGCCCAUAUCGCACAUAGCCCAUAUCGCGUAGUCCAUAUCGCACAUAGCCAAUAUCGCGUAGUCCAUAUCGCACAUAGCCAAUAUCGCGUAGUCCAAUUCGCACAUAGCCAAUAUCGCGUAGUCCAAAUCGAAGAUAGCAAAAAUGUCAGCGUGUGUAUGCACCCUUACACUAGUGCAGGAGGCCAGUCAUUGAUCAGGACGCUUGAUAGAAGACAUUGCAGGAGAAAAACUCUAAAUGUCAGUCCUAAAACUAUAUGGUCCCCACGGUUAAAGUUUUAAAAUAGUCUUCUCAACAAGUUACCAACAUACUAAUGUAAAAUGCUUUCAUAACCCACUGUGCUCUAACCAACAGAAUACCAGUAUCACAUAUAUAUAUAUAUAUAUAUAUAUAUAUAUAUAUAUAUAACACACACACACACACACACACACACACACACACACACCCACACCCCCCCCCUCCCCCUAAUAGGUCUGUAACCUUUAUACUAUGUAAUCAAGUGAUUUCCUCCUCCCCUAUAUUCCUUCAGUGCAGUGGUUCUCGAACGCUGUCCUCGAUGACCCUAACAGUCCAGGUGUUCAGGAUAUCACAGGUGACUUAAUUAGGAUCUCAGACAGUUUGAUUGUAUCAUCUGUGCAUGGAUAUCCUUGAAACCUGGACUGUUGGGGGGCGGGCCUUGAGGAACGAGUUCGGGAAAUCCUGCUUUAGUACAAGCACAAAUCAUCUGCUCUUGUGAUCACUCUGGAACAACGUAUACAUAUCAUAAUUAGCUUUCUGCCUGAUGUUUGUCUGACAGAUGUGAUAACUACAGAACAACAUGACCCACGCGUCACAUGCAGAUCCCUACAAACAAGUGAAUACAACCCAAAUAUAGUAACUACAAUCUCUGGGCCUGAUUCAGAUCUGAGCGCUGCAAUGCGUUUUUACCCAGCGGGCAUUAACUGCGCAAGCGUAUGCACCGCAAAGCGCACAUGCAUCUGCCAACAACAGCGGGCAUCACCGGUCAGCGACGGGAUGGUGAGAAAAUUCCGAUCGCACGGGCGUUUGCAAGGUGAUUGACAGGAAGAGGCCGUUUGUGGGUGGUAACUGACCAUUUAUGGGGAGUGUCUGGAAAAACGCAGGCGUUCUGAAGCGUUUUCAGGGCGGGUGUGUGACGUCAGCUCCGGCCCCCAUCAGCCUGUUCUUAUCACACUGUGGGAGUAAGUCCUGGGCUGCGCACACACUGCGUACCCAUGUGAUCGCACACUUGCGCUGUGAAUUUACACUCCCCCUGUAGGCGGCGACUAUCUGAUCGCAGCCCAGCGUUCAGGUCUGAAAAACCCCCUCGGCUGAUAGAGUUGCAGGUGACACGGAUGAGACGGGGGUCUCUAUUUAGACUGUGAAGUUAUAGGCAGGUAAUGUUACCUCCUGGGAAUCUGCUGUACCAGAACCUCCUGUACAUCACUGCAUCAAUGUAUUAGGGGUGGGGUGUUAUACACAGAUAUCACCCAAUGCAGAUAUCAAUGUUAGAAGUCUUAUUCAUAGAUAAUCUGAAUGAAGUAUUGUUGAUGAGAAUGCUGCUUUAUCUAUUUUUAUUUCAAUUCCCCCAGUAGAUGAUUUGGAAAUCACCUUUCCUUAUGAUUGAAAUACAGGAAUUCCUUUGCUCGUCAUUAUCUGAAUCCGGCCUGAACGGUGCGCUUACAGCCUGACAACGCUCUUGGCUGCGUAAGGUGACUUAAGGGCUCUGCAACUUGUUGCAUGGGAAUUGUAGGUGCAGCCCCUUUAGGGAUUGACCACAGGGGUUAUAACUUAUAAGUCAUUGUGCAAUGGUUUUGUAUUUUAAUGAAUUGGGACUGGUAAUGAAUUAAUGAAUUAGACAUAUUGCUUUAUUUCAUGGGCAGUGAGAGACCAACUGCGAAUUAAAAUGAUCUAUAGGAAUUUGCUUGUUCAUUUCCCAAAAAUUCCGUCUCUAUCCAUUGGCGCGUGUGUUAUAAGAAUGGUUGUUUCAGACCCAAUCGCACUGACUACGCAUGCCUAUGAUAUCUGUGUGAUUUGGUCUGCUAGACUGAAUUUACGUUUUUUGUGGGUGGUAAGUGAUCAAUUUAAUCUAUGCGUUUCUACAUUUGGUCAGGUAUGUCCACUUUGUUGGCCAAUGUGAUGGUAAAAGUAUUGCUUUUAAUGCAAAAUAAUAAAAAAUAUAAUAAUGCGGAUUUGUAGGUUAGCUAAGGGGAAGGGGUCCGCCGGUCCGUGCAGUCCAGAAGCAGCUGUAUAUAAACGUUGCAUUAGUAAGUCCUGUAUUUCAAACAGAAGGCAGCAUAAAAAUGUACAAUGAUUUCCACUGGGGAAUAGAAAGAAUUCAGUUCUCGUUUUAUGACACAUGUAGACUCAGGUUUGCGAUUGACAUCUGUAAUAUUUUCUGUCUCAACCAGAAAUGUCCUAAAUAGCCCUUUGGUUUUUGUGUGCUAUAGAUAUACUGGUAGAAAAUAUACAGUAGUUUUAUGAUGUUAUUUGGUGAAUUGUUUAAUGUUGGUUUUUUAUCAUUUGAUAUAUCAAUAAAAUGCAUUUAAAAAGAAAA